AUGUGGCUUCGACUCCGCUUUAGCUGCUCAGUCGCCGGCUCUGGUCACGCUCUCUCCAUUCUCGCCUUCCAUCGCGCACUCCACGCGCCGGCUCUCGAGUUGUUUCACAGAACCAAGACGACCAAUAAGAGCUUCAAGACAGCUGGCUUGGGUCUCUCUUCAGGUCGACUCGUCGGUGCCGAAGAAGCCAGCUCGGCUAAGACUAUAGGUGGUAAUUUGAGGCCCGAAGAAGCCGUGGCUUGGGAGCUUUUCAGCCCCAUUCAUCGGAUUCUUAUAGUUGCUGUCGUUGCCGUCGCCGCCGCCAAUUCGAAGAAAAAUAAACAGAUUUGUCAGCUCAAAAAUCUGUUGAACUUAGGGUUAGAUCAAGUGCUUUUGAGCAUGCAACAGAAGCUAGACAAACUAUGUGAACAGAUGAACUAUUUCAAAGAUCAGCCAGAAUGUGUCACUGGCUUAUCUUUAACCAAGAAACUGGAAUUGCCAUUCCGUGAAGCUUCCUCUGAUGAAAAUUUAUCUUUUGGAUGUGGUUGUCAGCUGUGCGAGCAACAUAAGCCUCCAUCAAGUGACUCUGUUGCUAUUUCGGUUGUGAAAGCAUCUGGUGGUGAUGACAUGUUCAAGUACAAAAUCCCUCCUGCAAAUGAGGCAGAACCAGAGGAGCGUCGCAUGUCUGAUUUGUCAGAUUUGUCUCCUAGCAUUUCCUCCUCAGUAGAUAUUCAGUUGAAUACAUUAGCAAUUGAACAAGAUAUCUACAACCUCCGCAAAGAAUGUGAAGAAAAGGAAGCCACCAUAAAGGAGCUGUCCAUUUUUGUUCACUCAUCUCAAGUUGUAGAUUCAAAGAGGAUUGUGGAGUUAGAAGACAUCAUCCGAAGGAAGAAUAUGAUCAUUACAAAACUGAGGAAAGACAUGUUGGUUCUUGAACAGAAGAAGCCUGUGCAAUCUUCAUUUCUGACUUCAAAUAUUCCAGCACCGACAGCUUUUCUUCCUCUGCUUCCAUUGAGAAACUUGACAUUCUUGAAUUACAGAAAUGGAAAUCAAGAAGAUUUUGCCGCAGUUGUGGUGAAUCUAACAAGACUUCGAAGACCUUCUUUCUCUACCGCAAGCUCGAAUGAGAGGCGUCUUCCAAUGAUGGCAGAUAAUGUCCUUUAUGAUAUGGAUAGUACAACUAGUCCUUCAUCUUCUGAUUCAGAUUGCUCCCCUG
Ilex paraguariensis (yerba mate) is the source of this 1195-nucleotide messenger RNA. NCBI's taxonomy places the organism in Eukaryota, Viridiplantae, Streptophyta, Magnoliopsida, Aquifoliales, Aquifoliaceae. The record is from the annotation of a GenBank genome assembly.